Molecule: messenger RNA, 1338 nt
Organism: Cricetulus griseus (Chinese hamster)
Lineage: Eukaryota; Metazoa; Chordata; Mammalia; Rodentia; Cricetidae
Gene: Bst2
Product: bone marrow stromal cell antigen 2
Biological process (GO): innate immune response; defense response to virus
Cellular component (GO): cell surface; Golgi apparatus
Molecular function (GO): metalloendopeptidase inhibitor activity
Source: RefSeq, marked provisional
GUGACCUCGAGAAGGUUCCAGGGCCCUCGGAAGCUCCGGGCUCGACAAACCACAUGGCGCCCACUUUCUACCACUAUCACCCGUUGCCCAUGGACCAGAAGGAGCCGGGAUGUGGCAUCCGCUGGCGGUGCCUGGCCGCAGCCUCGGUCCUGAUCCUGGUGGCCUUGGUUAUCCCGCUCAUCAUCUUCGCCGUCAAGGCGAACAGCGAAGCCUGCAGGGACGGACUGCGGGCGCAGGAAGAGUGCAGCAACACCACUCGCCUGCUGCAGCGCCAGCUCACCCGCUCCCAGGACAACCUGGCUCAGGCAGAGGCGCAGGCAAGCACCUGCAACCGGACCGUGGUGACCCUUCAAGAUUCCCUGGAGAAGAAAGUGUCUCAGAUCCAGGAGAAGCAGGCUCUGAUCCAGGAGCAGGAGGCUCAGAUUAAGGAGCAGGAGGCUCAGAUCAAGGAGCAGGAGGCUCAGAUCAAGGAGCAGAAGGCUCACAUCCAGGAACAGCAAGUUCGCAUCCAGAAGCUUGAGGGUGAAGUUGAGGAGUUCGAACAGAAGCUGAAGAAGCUGAGGACUGCCGAGGAAGCUUCUAUCACAUCUAAGCAGAACUCUGCCGGCUCCAUGGCGGUCUCCAGCCUUCUGGUGCUCGCAGUACCACUCUUCCUGCUCUUUUGAGGACCCCAUAGCUGGCAGGCCACAGCCUGUUUUGAUGCAGAUGCAGUUGCCUGUUUGAGGUGACUGGGGGUCCUGGUGGCUCUGCAGGAGUCAUGGCAGCUCUGAGGAUGCAGAAGCUGUAGAAGCUGCUGAGUGGAACUCAUAUUGUACCUCCCUCCCCACCUUAUUACUGGGGAGGGUGAGAGGGGCACCUCCCUUUUUGCAUUCAUGGUUAUUGAGGAGGGGGUCACUGCCAGAAGCGACCAUGCUGUAUGGGACCUCUUGUGAAGAUUGCCAGCAGUUUUUGGAGUAGCCCAGUAUGUUAAAAGAAUGGCUACCUUCACAAUCAAUCCUCCCCUCCCCAACUUCCUGAUAAAUAGCACCUGGGCUUACAGAAGAAGCCAAUAGUAAAGAAAGAAACAUUCCACAGCCAGGUUCCUUAGCAACCCUUCCUCCUGCUCCCACUCCCCAACCCUGCUAGCCUCCUGCCUCAUCUGCACCUGCACUCCCCGACCUUGCUAGCGUCCUGCACUCUCCACUUGCCUUCAAGGACUCACGCACUGCACAGGGACAUUCUGAGGUUUGGUUAUCAGGCAAAUGGCCUCUCCCUGCGGAAUUCCCGCCCCGCCAAGCUUCCCACUUCAACCACUAUAUAAGGUCUCAGAAAAAUAAAAUUUGGCAGUUUGAUCAGAAA